AUGCUCUUUGAGGGCUUGGAGCUGGUGUCGGCGCUGGCCACCCUCGCCGCGUGCCUGGUGUCCGUGACGCUGCUGCUGGCCGUGUCGCAGCAGCUGUGGCAGCUGCGCUGGGCUGCCACACGCGACAAGAGCUGCAAGCUGCCGAUACCCAAGGGCUCCAUGGGCUUCCCGCUCAUCGGAGAGACCGGCCACUGGCUGCUACAGGGUUCCGGCUUCCAGUCGUCACGGAGGGAGAAGUAUGGCAACGUGUUCAAGACGCACUUGCUGGGGCGGCCGCUGAUCCGGGUGACCGGCGCGGAGAACGUGCGCAAGAUCCUCAUGGGUGAGCACCACCUUGUGAGCACCGAGUGGCCGCGCAGCGCGCGCAUGCUGCUGGGCCCCAACACGGUGGCCAACUCCAUCGGCGACAUCCACCGCAACAAGCGCAAGGUAUUCUCCAAGAUCUUCAGCCACGAGGCCCUGGAGAGUUACCUGCCCAAGAUCCAGCUGGUGAUACAGGACACGCUGCGUGCCUGGAGCAGCCACCCCGAGGCCAUCAAUGUGUACCAGGAGGCACAGAAGCUCACCUUCCGCAUGGCCAUCCGGGUGCUGCUGGGCUUCAGCAUCCCCGAGGAAGACCUCGGGCACCUCUUCGAGGUCUACCAGCAGUUUGUGGAGAACAUCUUCUCCCUGCCAGUCGACUUGCCCUUCAGUGGCUACCGGCGGGGCAUACAGGCUCGGCAGAUCCUGCAGAAGGGGCUGGAAAAGGCAAUCCGGGAGAAACUGCAGUGCACCCAGGGCAAGGACUACUCAGACGCCCUGGACAUCCUCAUUGAGAGCAGCAAGGAGCACGGGAAGGAGAUGAGCAUGCAGGAGCUGAAGGACGGGACCCUGGAGCUGAUCUUCGCGGCCUACGCCACCACAGCCAGCGCCAGCACCUCGCUCAUCAUGCAGCUGCUGAAGCACCCGGCCGUACUGGAGAAGCUGCGGGAGGAGCUGCGAGCCCAGGGUAUCCUGCACAGUGGCGGCUGCCCCUGCGAGGGCACCCUGCGCCUCGACACACUCAGCGGGCUGCGCUACCUGGACUGUGUCAUCAAGGAGGUCAUGCGCCUCUUCACACCCAUUUCUGGCGGCUACCGCACCGUGCUGCAGACCUUCGAGCUCGACGGUUUCCAGAUCCCCAAAGGCUGGAGUGUCAUGUACAGCAUCCGGGACACCCACGACACGGCACCCGUGUUCAAAGACGUGAACGUGUUCGACCCCGACCGCUUCAGCCAGGCGCGGCGCGAAGACAAGGAUGGCCGCUUCCAUUACCUGCCAUUUGGUGGCGGCGUCCGGACCUGCCUGGGCAAGCACCUGGCCAAGCUGUUCCUGAAGGUGCUGGCGGUGGAGCUGGCCAGCACCAGCCGCUUCGAGCUGGCCACCCGGACCUUCCCCCGCGUCACCUUGGUCCCUGUCGUGCACCCCGUGGAUGGCCUCAGCGUCAAGUUCUUCGGCCUAGACUCCAACCAGAACAAGAUCCUGCCGGAGACGGAGGCCAUGCUGAGCGCCACGGUCUAA
Molecule: messenger RNA, 1539 nt
Organism: Cynocephalus volans (Philippine flying lemur)
Lineage: Eukaryota; Metazoa; Chordata; Mammalia; Dermoptera; Cynocephalidae
Product: cytochrome P450 26B1
Exons: 6
Coding region: 1-1539 (512 amino acids)
Biological process (GO): sterol metabolic process
Molecular function (GO): monooxygenase activity; oxidoreductase activity, acting on paired donors, with incorporation or reduction of molecular oxygen; heme binding
Source: RefSeq, a predicted model, not a curated record